GUUUGUUGGAUGCUCGCGAGAAGACAGAUGCUGAGGCUGUUUAACGUCGGAGAGAGAACUCGCAUUCACACGGACCGGAGAUGGAGACGUUCAUCCAUCUUUACCUGAAUCUGAUCGAUCUUGGGAGUCAAGCCAAGAUGUGACCGUCACAGCGCGUCAUAGUUUGGAUCUGUCCAGUCUUUACAACACUUGUUUCUAUAGCAACAGAAAUAUCACAGUAUCCUACAAAGUCCCAUUCCCACAAUGCAGUCCUCUAGCUGCUCCUCUCAGCCUACAAAGCCACGGCGCUUUGACGUCAACAGACGGACCAACACCUUAGCUGCACCAAAGUCUCAUGGCCCUGGUUAUCAGAGGGAGGAUAAAAACAUGAACACGAUCACCACAUCCUCCCCACGCCGGGCUACCAAAGGCCCCACUGCACCCACCAGGCCUAGGGUGGCAGUGCAGCCACGGCCACCAGUAAGCCAGUCCAGGUUCGCCCCACAAAAACAGGUUUCAGCCAUCUCUAAAUCAGUCAAACCCAAACCCAAGAAUGCUCGUGCAUCUGCCGCAACCAAAAUUGCACCAGCGGCCGCUCCUCCUCCGCUUCCGUCUGUUCUCCCUCUCGACCCGAAUUGCAACGAGCCGAGCCUCCCAUGUCUGUGCUGCGAUGGGCGCUCCCCACAGGACAACAACAGCAUGUUCAACCACAACCACAAUAACAACAACACCAUCUCUAUCAGACAGCAACUGAAGCUACCGCCUCCUCCAGGCCCGUUACCCCAGAGGCAGGAUGGGAAGAUGGCCAAGGAGCUGCCUCAGCCUUCUCUGAAAGCUCAGGCCAAGCUGGAAGCCUCUGCCCGCCCUGCUGCCAAUCUGGAAGACAACGUCAAGAAUGCAGAUGAACGCUCCGAACUGGACAACAAGAAAAAUAUAAAGGUAGAGGAGGAAGACGAUGAGGAAGAGAGCAGUGGGGAUAUAGACAUUGAUGAUGAUGAAGACGAAGCUGACAAUGAUGACGACGAUGACGAUGAUGACACCCUGGUCCCCUCCUGCUGUGACGGUCCCCCCUCCCUCCUGGAGUUCUCACUGUCCUCCUCUACCUCCUCAUCCUCCACUUCCAUCAGCUCCUGCUCUGAUCUGGAGUCUGACUGUGCAGAUCAAUCCACCUCCAUCUGCUCUUCCCAAGACCAAGAUAAUCUAUCCAUCUCUCUGUCCCCUAAAGAGCACGCUCUUCCACCAGCCCCUGAGUGCCAGUCUUCUCUGUGCUCACCACCAUCCCUUCCUCUUAACCGCAAUCCUUUCUCCUCAACAUCCCAUUCCCCAAUUCCUCCUUGCUCCCCAGAUGAGGGCUACCCCUCUGCCCUCGACUCACCUUCGCCUGACUAUCUAGGAGUCAAAGGCGAAUCUGAGGUCACCAAAUUAGGUUUACUUGACUUUCUAGAGUCAGUAGGGGAGUUUGGGAAAAUGGAGCGCUUCAGUCAGGUGAUCCAAGUGGCCCGUUGGGAUCUGGAGGGGGAACAACAUUGGGAUGUCCUAAGGGAUCGGCUAGAUCACCUGGAUCGCUUGGAGAAGGUGAACAGGGAAGUGAAGCUGGCCUACGUUGCCAGACUCCACGAGAAGGGAUUUGAUCUUGGAGACCUGGAAGAACAGGAUCUGUCGGAUGUCAUGGAUGAAAUGGGCAACAUUGACAUUCCCUGGAAGUUGUAUAAAAGUCGUGGAGGAUCGAUGGGAGAUUCUCAGGAGUUUUCGGAUGCGGGGGUUGACCUCACUGCUCCGUCAGACUGUGAUGAGCCUCUCGCUCCCGACUCCCUCACCCCUUCCCCUGUUGAGCCCCCACCUAGACCCCCUAAACCUCCAGCACGUCAUGCCAGUGUGAGCUCUGACCUCCACACCUACAUCAAUAUCAGCAGGGAGACAACUUCCAUGGCGGUGUCCACCUCUCCUACAUUGUCCACUUUCUCCACUAACUCCUCAUCCCCUACAUUCACCACUUUCAGGUGUGAGAAACCCCUACCUCCAUCCCCACCAUCUAUUCCUCCUCUUCCUGCCUCUAAACCAGUCCCUUACCUCACCUUAUAUACUACUUCCUCUCCGCCUCCUGCCAUCCCUACCCCAACUCCUCCCAUUCCUCCACCUCGGAAGCGACACCUUGCCAGGAAGGAGGCGCAGCGGCUCGCUGCUCUUCAAGCCGAACAGGAAAAGACCCCUCUUUCCCUUCCUCCUCCCACCACACGCCCCCCACCUCUUCCUCCUCCACCAGUUAUUUCAGUCUCCUCCUCCUCUCCCCCUGCAAUACCGCCUCCACCUGCGCUGCCUCCUCCCCCCUCUUUCCAUGCAUUGGAUGUAGAGAUCCGGAAACUACUGAUGCUAGCAGGAUUGACCCAAGCUGAGCUUCUCAAACUCAGCCCAGAGCUUGGUGACUGUGUCGGAGGGUUGGAGGAUGAGGGAGACAGAAAUAAUGUUAUCCUGUCCAAAUCUCCAUAUGAGUUCAGACUACAAGAAAGGGAGGAUGAGAAGGAAUGUGACACCGGGUUGAUGUUCAGAGAUGGAUGGAGCAGCAGAGGCAAGUUAGAUGGAGAUCGAAGAGUAGAUAUAGCUGAGGAAAGCAAAAAGAAAGAGGAGAGCAAGGACGCACAAAGAACCACCUCAUUCACUGAGAUGGCAAGGAGAAGGAAGAGGAACAGCGGCCUAAGUUCUGACUCCUACUACAAUACUGCUUUUAGCAAUACUCAUGAAACUAAAACAAAGAAUAUGAGCUACGAGUCUUUCCGCUAUCCUGCUGCAUUACCAGAUUCACCUCCCCCUCCUCCUCCACCUCGUCCCCUACCCCCAAUCCCGCCAUCUCUGCCCCCUACCAAAGUCAGCACUCUCCCUGCCAACUCUGCACAACCUGAGCGAUUUGACUGGCUCAUAGCGUUCACACCUGAUUGUGAUGCCCCACCACAGCCUCCACCUCUGGAGAUGAGAAAAUCUCAACUAGAAACUCAAAAGAAGCUCAGUUCAUCAGGUUCAUCUCCUGCUCCAAAGGUGACAACUUUCAAAGAGCUGCGCUACCGCAACAAGAGCGCCUCCCCUACAACAAAGGUGAUCACUGACCCAGACCCUGAUCCAAAUGUUAUUACUCCAGAUCCAGACAUACUCUACAACCUGAGGUGGAGGCGAGAGACGGCAGGCAGCGAUGGAAACCAAUGGGAGUACACCUCACAAGCUCAGGCCCUCUUCAUGCAGCCUCCGCCAGCCCUCACCUCGAUGGCUGCACUGAAGGAAAUGCUCCAGAGAGCUGACAAGGAGGGAGGACAACUAGAGCUGUGCCCCUCACAGAAGAUCGGCUGCUCUGUCAGUGAUAGCAGCCUGUGGACCAUGGGCAGAGAGCAGGAGUGUGAAGACAUUAGGAGCGAGAAAAAGGAAGAGAAAGAAGAAGAAAAAGAGGAAGAGGAGGAGGUGGAGGUGGAAGUGAGAGGGCGAGCCGAUGGAGGGAGGACUUUUGAAUCAAGAACUUCAGUUUCCUCCCCCCCGCUGUCCCUUGCCCAGUCCUCCCAACCCUACUUCCUCCACACUGCCCUCCCCCCCUUUCGCCCAGGCUACUGUAACUCCCAGCCCUUUGCAGAUCCCAGACCCCACAGGCAUGUAGGCAGGGAGUCCAAAGAUGACGAGCGGUGCAACACACAGUGGGCUCCUGCUCCCAGCUCAGCUUGUAUCCACAGAGAUGAUUCCAGUGCUGAAUUAAAUGCUGUGUUUGGCUAUGAAUCCCUGGCUGACUUUGGUGUAGACUCUCCUUGCGAUGAUGAAAACAUCUUCGACACACUCAGGGACUUUGCGUCCGACUCUGUGUGCAAUUUUGACUCCCUCUACUGCAGUGACUCAGACAGGGAUAGCGGCACACACACCAAGCCAGACACCCCUGUUAGCAGCACCCCAGAGGCUCCGGGCUGCACCACCCCGUAUAAGAACAUCGAUGUCAUGAUGACGUAUUCAAACAGUGCUAUGGAUUCUCUGUAUUCAGAUAAACGCUCACAGACAGACCACAACAGCUACAAGGCCAGAACAUCGAAAGAUCUCCCUCCUCUCCCCACGUAUUACCUCUACCACCCUAAAAACUGCCCUCUGCAUCGAGGUCACCCUCCUCGCCUCUCCCCAAUCGGAGCCCUCUCCCCUCCCCAGCGCUCCGGAGCGCCCCCUCCAGGCGCAGCAGGCUCCUCCCUCAGCUCCCCGCUUUUCCCCCGCUCUCACACCUUGCCUGCCCUCGCUGCUCCCCUCUACUAUCCAAACCUCUACCCUCCUAUACCGCCCAGGGCUCCCCCCCUACCCCCAAAACUCCACCAGGCUCCUCCGCAGUCACGCGUGGCGACCGUUCGCAGUGUCUCAUUCGCUGGCUCUGUGCAGAGGACAGAGACGUCCUGGAUGGGCGAGGAUGUGAAGCAUCCGAUGCGAGGUCUGGGCCUGUCCUCUCUGUGCCUGCAGGAAAAAAAAGCUCUGGUCAGUGCGGUCAGUGUGGCAGUGGAAGCCAUCUUGGCCCAGUUCAGUUCUUCUCGGACGGUCGUUCAGAAGUCUCUCUCAGUUAACAAGGCCUUAUCAGGAGACAGCACCAUAAAUCCAUCUCUGGGCCGUCUGGUGCUGCAGUGCCUCUGCCCAGCCCUGCACAGCUUGCUGACCGAUGGCUUGAAACCCCACCAGAGUGACCUGAUUGCAGGCAGGAGGCCAAAUUCAGCCUGGAGUCUGGUCCAGGCCUCCACCAGGCCAGGCCCAAAAACACAGGCUUUGUUCAGCCUUCAAGAUCGAGUCGGAGAGCUCCCCCAGCUCAGACAGAGCAAACACAGGUUCAACGCGUUCCUUCUUGGCCUAUUAAAUACCAAACUUCUCGAUUUCUGGCUGUCUCACCUUCAGUCUUGCAGCGAUGUGCUGGAGACAUAUUACCGCCCCACCUCCUUUAUGCGUCUGUCGCUGACCACCUGCCAGCCUCUGUUCGAGGAGCUGCUCCUCGUGUUGCAGCCUCUCAGCCUGCUGACCUUCAACCUCGACCUGCUCUUCCAGCACCACCACUUAGAGCCAGACAGCCACAGUCCAGAUAUCCAUAGUCCUCCUUGCCAGGACGCUACGUCCCAGCUUUCAACAGAAGACUCCAAAUCCAAAAACAGCAGGUUUAUUGAAAGCCUGUCAGAGGUAGAUUUUGGAAGCCCAGAGAGAGCAUUGCCAUUGGCUAAUCCAAAGAAUUUAGGAUCAGGGGAGUCAAGUCAAUAUGGCGCUGCACCUGUAAAGGCUUCAGUCAGUCUCGGGCAGACAAGUCCGCAGCUCAUGUGGGUGCAGGAGAAGGAAAUCGGAGACUUACCUCCUCCUAAUAUCGAGGAGGACAGCUUUGCUCAGCAGGCAGGACAGGUGAUCCAGCAGGGAUGGGGGGCUGUGGUGCGCUGGGGAGGCAGGCUGAGCCAUAACCUGUCUGAGCUGAGCCUGAAAAAGGAGGAGAUGAGGGCGAAUCUGCCAGACCUCCAGGUCCAGGCAGGAAGUGACUUCACUCCGGUCGGCGGUGGUGCUCAGGUUCCCUGGGGUCUGGGACGGCUCUUUGGAGCCUCUAAAAGUCCCAACAGCCCAACAGGUCACACACCACCGACCAGGCGUCCCUCUCAGUGGCUGGCUCCUGGUGUCACCGCACUGACCCGAAUGGUGAGCAGCAGCAGCUCCACCCCAAUAAUGAGGAGGGCCCCGGAGCUGCAGAGAGAAAGUGAGCCAGAGUCUGAGAAGGAAGUCGAUGCACUGGAGAUGAAGGACAAACCCAGACCACUCAGGUCAGUACGAACGCUGUGUGACCACACCGGAGCCGAGUCGGAGCUCAGCUUCCGCAAAGGGGAGGAACUGGUGGUGUUAGGAGGAGUCGAUCAGGACUGGAUCCGCUGUCGUCAGGGAGACAGAGAGGGGCUCGUACCUAUUGGCUACACCUCCCUCAUCAUGUGACUUCAGCCAUAACUGCUGCACUCAAUCAAUAAAAAAAACAAAAUAAAUAUAUAUAUAUAAAUAUAUAUUUUAGGCGAGUAUUGAGAGGUUACGGUGAGGCUCCACUACUCUGAAAGGGAUAUUUCACGCUUGCUUGGUGAGAGUUUGAGUUGAGUGCAUCACGCCAUCUGCUCUGCCUCACGUGCACCAGGAGCAGCCUGCAGUCCUCUCCCUUUAUGAACAUAUGGGAGUGUUUUUUCCCAUCACAAUCCAUCCAGUUUGGUAGCAUUAAACUAAUGGAUUGUAGCAGCAGGAACGCGGCAGAUGGUGUGAAAUAAUGACUCAAGUCAAAUUCAGAUCAUUUCACGCUGGAAGACCUUUGAUCUCAGAGUGAAGUAUCCCUUUAAACGUCCUUUUUCUCAAUUUCUGCCAUCCUCGUCAGCCGCUGGUCUGAAAACAAACACGGGGGGGGAUUCUGUGCUAUGAACCACUCGCAGCUUCAAGCGCUUUCAGGUCAGCGGCUGCCUGUUGCGAGGGGGCCACAGCCCAGUUGCAGCCACGUUAAUGUCUCUAGCUGUGGAGGAUCGCGACUAGCGGGUUGACAAUUGGAGAAAGCGCGUUAGAGUACUGGGCCGUAGCUCCUGUUGCAUACUGCGUAGUAAUGUAGUGAACUGUAGCCGUGUAGAUCUGUGUUCUCUUGACCUUUCACCCCUUUUGACCUCUCACCUUUAUCGCCUGGUUCAUGAGUGUUUGACAUGUUUCUGCUAAUAUAAUUGACUGUAUAAAUAUACAUAAAAAAAUCUAUAUAUAGGUAUAUAAAUUGAGAUUGAUAUUACCAAGAUAGAUAGAAAGAUAGAUGAACAAGAGAAAGCAGCUUAAUAAUACUGUGGCCACAAUGAGGAAGAUUCAAAAUGAAUGGAUUCAUUCUUCGACUUCACACUCACUACAUGAUUGUCAUACAUGCAAAAAAAAAGAAGAACAUUGUUUGUUUUGAGAAUGAAAUCCAGUAUCUUCCCUCCUGUGUGCUUUAUGUAUUGCCAACGUCUCGACGUCGUAUUCAUUAAGUCAUUUAGCCUCAUAUCUUAAACUGUAUGCAUUGUGAUGUGCCAUGAAUGCUUCGAAUGAAUGCCAGAAAUUAUCUAUCUACUCCACACACAGUUGUCAGAUAAAAUCAGACAACAGCAAUCUGUAGCUACUCAUCGGAAACCUUCACAGAACUAUGCUCAGCUCUUGUUCAGCACUAUCUGACCUUGAAUUCAAUGCAGUGAGAAAGUCCCAGAUGUGUGGUUAAUUCAUCAAUGCUACUGUAAAGUCUGUAGGUUUGGUGGCUGGUCUUCACCUCGUACCUCAGCUUUUGUAUUAACCCUUCCUGCCAUGUUUGCUUCUCAUCAUAAUCAUUGAUAUUAAUGAUAGUGGUCGUGGUGGAAGUGAUAUGUUGAUUCUAAUGUUGCUUUGUGUCAUAUAUUUAUUCUCUAGAUUCUGUAUUGAUGACUAUGCAUAUGGUUAAUUGUACAACUACUUUUUUGUUUGAUUGUCUGACAGUCAUUUUGGUUUGGUGUUCCCAUGCAAGUUGCCACCUGAAGCCUAAAACAAUAGAUUAACCCUCAAAGACCUGGACGAUCCCCGGCGGCAGCUAAAAAGAGCUGUUGUUCUAAAAUGUUUGAUAGCGUUUGAACCGCUCAUCCAAUCCAUCUGCUUUAAGACCUGGUGUAAAGUGGAGUUUUCUGUCUUGUUUGAGCAUUCAGGGCUCCACUGUGAACAUUAUUACGCCAUUGUGUUCUGCAGCAUCGAUUUGUCAAGGAAACCCACACAGUUUCUUCUGCGCACUGGUGCCACACCACAUGCAGCUGGUGCCAUUUUUAUGUUUUGCGCCCACACCCUUGAAACAUCCUGAGUCCUGCUCUCCAAACUUUUUCAGACAAAUUUCAGACAAUGAAAUGUAGAAUUACAAAUGUUUUACACUGGAAAACGCAGAGGAUAAUUUUCAACUGAUUGGUUUAAUUUGCUUAGUAAAGGUCUAAUAUUGACAAAAAUGUUGAAGUCUAAAACAAAAAGUACAUCUUUUUCACAAUUAAAACUAAAGUUCCUGAGGUUCUGUCUGAGUUCACAUUAAAAAACUUAGCAGAUUAAGGUGAAAAAUCACCAAAAUUUAAAGAAAUAGCAGUUUUCUGAUUAUGACAUCUUUGUAUUGUGUUGCAGGGAAAUCUAAUGUAGUUAGCAUGCUAACAAGCUAGUUCCUGUGUCAGCAGUAUAAACAACAACAUUUCAUUGGUGCAUCGAGCUCCCGGUCUGGACCGCUAACUGCAAAGCUAACUGAGCUACCUAAGAAACAGCAGCCAAAGGUUGCAGCAGUUAGCAGUUACUCUAGUGAUAUGCUGCCCUGCAUGUGGUCAAUUACAUAUUGCACCUUUAUUAGCCAGACUGAAACUUAAUGUUCUCCUGAAUCAUAUGAUGUAUGACACUUGUAAGAUGCUGACUGCUAGAAUAGGGGAGGAGAAAUAAAAUAAAUACAGAAGAGUCAAGGUCUUUGAGGGUUCAAUAGUAAAAAUGAAUAUAAAAGAGUCUGAUUUCAGCUGGACAGGAAGGACCUUCUUUUCAUUCUGCAAGAAAAUGUCAUCGCCAUUGAUCAAUCAGGGAACGCUCAGCUAUUGAAAGUGUGUUAUUGUGUCAAUGCCAUGUAGCAUGACGUUACCGUCACUAUGACACCUGUCCGGUAGCAUUAAGUUACGCCAGUGCUCAUCACAUUACAAAAGAUGCCAUCAAAUGGAUGAUACGUAGAUGUUUACAAGAAAUAAUGUCUAGAUAAAGAUAAAAUAUCAGUUGACACAUUACAAUGUGUUUGGAAUAUUUUUUCGUUUUGUUUAUGUAUUUCUAUUCCAAUGUGCGGUGAUAGUCUAAAUGCAUUUUGUUUGAAAUUUGUUAAUUUAUUGGAUGUUCUAUUUAUUGAUCUUGAGGUUUCUGAAAGGAAUAGCUCUAUCUGACCCAUCUAGUGUCUCUCUAUCUAUCUGGGUUCAUUGUGUGUGUGUGUGUGUGUGUGCGUGUGUGUGUGCGUGUGUGUGUGUGCGUGCGGGAGCGUGCACAUGGCAGUGUGUGUGGCGGUGAAAGCAGAGAUGAGUGUGAGCACUUCUGUGUGUCUGCACAUCCUGCACUUUCACUUGUGUGUGUGUGCAAGUGUAACGAUGAGUUCUAUACCUCCCUCUCCUCCUCCUCCUCCUCCUCCUCCUCCUCCUCCUCCUCCUCCUCUGGCUCCUCCUGCUCCUGCUCCUCCUCCUCUCUUGCUCUCUCUGGUGUCAUGUAGCCUGUAGACAUCCCCCCGUGUCCUACUAUUGCAUAUAGUUCAGUGCCCCUAUAGUGUCGGUCAUUGUCCACCUCCUGCAUGUGCUUGUUUGUAAAUACACCAAAUAAAAUGAUCAGUAUAAACCAAA
Acanthopagrus latus (yellowfin seabream) is the source of this 9332-nucleotide messenger RNA. RefSeq names its product RUN and SH3 domain containing 1 (gene rusc1). The record is from RefSeq and is a predicted model, not a curated record. NCBI's taxonomy places the organism in Eukaryota, Metazoa, Chordata, Actinopteri, Spariformes, Sparidae. Gene Ontology annotation, cellular component: cytoplasmic vesicle. Gene Ontology annotation, molecular function: protein binding. Bases 244 to 5928 code for a protein of 1894 amino acids. The transcript is spliced from 13 exons.